AUGUUGAGAGAUGAGGUGUGGAAGGUGGAAUGCCAGCCAUGGGUGGUGAAUGAGGUCCUAGAUAGUUGUUCUGACGCGGUUGGAUUUAUUGAUUUGUAUCUUAAAAGGAAUCCUGGAUGUGCUCAAGAAUGUUUUCUGAAGUACUACAGCAAAUUGUCUGUUGAUUCUCAAGCAAUACUUUAUGAAAAGUGUAAGGUUUUUGUGGAGAGUGAGGAUUUUGAGAAGAAAUGCAUGCAAAUAUAUUGUGUGGAGAGGCGAUCUGAUGUUUGCUUUGAUGUUAUAAGAUGUUCGAGAAGUCCUCGGAUGAUGUUUAAGAUGGUUGGGAGCUGCUUCCUAGAGGGCAUCAAUAGAUUGCCUGAUGAAGAUUUGUUUUUUACAAGAUGUGUGGUUAUAGCGCUAAGAAGCCAUGCGAUUGAAGCUGAUGAAAUGAGACUUUUGAUAGAAGGAGUUAACAAGCAUUUUGUCGAUGGGCGUAGGAAGUAUUAUGAGCAUGGUGCGAUUGUUGCAAGUGUUUUAAUGAACAGCGCGGAUUUUGGGAUAGCAGCGAUGGAGGAGGCACAGAGCAUGCUUGGUGAUAUUCCAGGGCAUAUUCUAGGCAAAAACAAAUGUGGUUUUAUGAAUCCAAAUGAUGUUUUUUGUAACUAUGCAAGAGUUGAGAACGAUGUCAAUGGUCUUAGACUGCUGUGGAAGCCAAGAUAUCUCCAGGAUGCAAUUAGGAUCAUUUCUGAAGAAAAGGACAUAGACAAGAUAGAUGCAAGCUUUCGAUGUUUUCGUGAUCUUGUGGAAAGUGCAACUGAAAGAGUAAUACAGAGCAGAUGUAAAGAAGCACUUGAUGUUCUUAUCUGCUAUGAUGGAUGCGAAGAGUACAAGAUUGAUGCGAUUUCAUCGUUAUUUGAAAGAGCAUUUGAUCAUUUGGUGCAGGAUGGACUGGAUAAUUUGUUUUCAGGGAAGAUGUGCUUAAGACAUAAGCUGUUGCUGACGUUUGUUUUCAAAAGUAUUGUGGAGGUAGGAGAGCGUGAGCAUGCUAAGUAUCUGCAUGAAAGCAUUAGGUUUAUGCUGAACAGGAAUGAAAAUGUUCCUAAGGUGCUUGCAAAUGUGAUGUGGGAUUUGGUCUUCCAAGGAAUGAGACGAACAGGAAAGUUGCCUGAAACUACAGCUUUAAUGCAGGGAUGUGAUUAA
Ordospora pajunii is the source of this 1179-nucleotide messenger RNA. RefSeq lists its product as uncharacterized. The transcript has a single exon. NCBI's taxonomy places the organism in Eukaryota, Fungi, Microsporidia, Ordosporidae. The coding region runs from base 1 to 1179 and encodes 392 amino acids. The record is from RefSeq and is a predicted model, not a curated record.